AUGGAUAAAAAUAUCGCACUGCAUAUUCUUCUAAUAAUAUUUUAUUCGUUAUCAUUAUUUCAUGUGAUUCAUGGAUUGACUAGUCAUGUAUGCGACUACUAUAAAGGUCAACCAGUAUGCUGUCCUGGCUGGCGAAAUGGAAUUGGUGCACCUUGUGUAAUACCUGUAUGUGCUGGUAAUUGUGGAGAACGCGGUGAAUGCAUUAAACCCAACACUUGUAUCUGUUCUGAUCGACGUGUUCGUUUCAGUUGUAAAGAUGAGGAUGAUGAAGAAGACGCAAUGCAACUUGAUCAAGCAGAAAAUCAAUGUCCGGAUAACUGUAACAGACGUGGAGUAUGUGAAAAUGGGAAGUGUACAUGUCAACCUGGAUAUAGUGGUCAAGCUUGCAAUGUUAAAUUAAAAGGUGCUUGUUAUACGUCGCUGAAACGUGGACUAUGCGUUAAUCCAAUGCAAUAUCGUAUAUCACAGUAUGAUUAUGAAGCGAUAAAGUUAACUCAUGAAGUCUGCUGCAAUGCUUUAGGUAUUGCAUGGGGGGAACCAUGCCAAACAUGUCAUACAACACAUUGUGGUAAAGGAUUUGAAGAAAUUGAUGGAGUGUGUAAAGACAUUAAUGAAUGUGAAGUUGACGGAGUCUGUCAGAGAGGUCAGUGUGUAAAUGAAGAAGGUUCCUACAAAUGUAACUGUCCAGAAAAUACAUACUUUGACAAAACAGCACUGGAAUGUGUUUACAUACAAAAAUCGCCAUGUGAGUCAGAUCCUUAUAGAUGUAAUAAUGGUGGGAAAUGUAUAGACUUACCAAGUGGUGAUUACAAAUGUGUAUGUCCAUGGGGAACUAAAACUUCACAAGAUAAAAGAUCGUGCUUGCAAGACAAUGAACCCCAAUUUGAUAUAUGUCAAUUAUAUAAAUCCUCUGUAUGUAAGAAUGGACAAUGUAUCCCUCGAGGUACUUCAUAUGAAUGCAUAUGUAAUGAAGGCUUUGAACCAUCGGAAGAUCGUAAAACCUGCCAGUAUAAAAUCGAUAUUUGUUCUAUUCAUCGAGGAUAUUUAUGUACUAAUGGACAUUGUAUCCCAACUGGUCGAGAUUUCUUUUGUGAAUGUAAUCCUGGUUUCACACUGUCAUAUGAUCGUCGAAGGUGUAUAAAUAAAUGUGAAGAAUUAGGACCAAGUGUAUGCCCAAACGGUUAUUGUAUUGCCUUAUCUAAUGGUGAUUAUGAGUGUCAAUGCGAUAUUGGCUAUCAAAGUACAUCAGAUCGUAAAAAGUGUAUCCUACCAAUGGAUGAUUCUUAUUCAAAUUCUCAUUAUGCCAAAUCAAUGAAUUAUUAUAAGAAUAAGUACUAUGAAAGUGAACAUGAGACGUUCAACAGUCCAAUAGAUAAAAGUAUGGAAUACUCAGAACAUGAUGAUGGAAAAAACGAUAACUGGUGGCAAAAUGAUCACUUACAAGGAAAACCUUUCAACCUGAAACAGAAAUCUUAUACACAAUAUAAGCAACAGGAUUCAGCUUAUACGAAAUAUGCUAAACCAACAGCGUUACAUUUACGUGGUAUAAGUCGUCGAUCAACUCCAUGUGGUCAUGAUGAAAUAGCCAGUAAAUGUAAUGGUGGGAUUUGUUUAAAUCUUGGUGGUGAUGGUUAUAUGUGUGAAUGUCUACCUGGAUAUAAAUUAGCUCAUGGAGGACGUGAAUGCGUUAAGCCUGAAGCAGAAACAAACAGCAUGUGGCAAAAUGAUGCAAGUACAAACGAUGUUGAAAAAAUACCUGCCAAAAACAUUGACAAAACAUCGAAGUAUACAAGUCAUCCAACGAAAUUAAUUGACAUAAGUCAUAUAAAUUCUAUGAUGAAAUCGUCACCUUGCAGUCGAAAUGAUAUCUUAGACAAAUGUGAAUGGGGUACAUGCUUAAAUCUUGGCGGAGAUUUAUACAAAUGCGAUUGUUUAUCAAAUUAUCAAUACAGUCAAACAGAAGGAUGCAUCCCAAAGACUCAGACAGAUAAACCGAAAACGAAAACCAGUGUAUCACCGCCAAAAUGA
This is a messenger RNA of Trichobilharzia regenti, 2028 nucleotides long. NCBI's taxonomy places the organism in Eukaryota, Metazoa, Platyhelminthes, Trematoda, Strigeidida, Schistosomatidae. The record is from the annotation of a GenBank genome assembly.